CUCUGUGAGAAGAGACAUACUAGACCAGAUUGGAUAGAGCAAAACCCUAAACCCCAAAAUCACUUGCGGAGCUCUCUCUCCCUCACAGUUAAGCUCGCAAUCAGAGAGAGAUGGUGUGGUUUCAGUGCGAGGAUUGCGGAGAGGAUCUGAAGAAGCCGAAGCUGCCAAAUCACUUCAGGACUUGCUCCGCUAGCAAGUUUUCGUGUAUUGAUUGCGGGCAAACAUUCGGGCAGCAGAGCGUUCAGAGCCACACGCAGUGCAUUUCCGAAGCGGAGAAAUAUGGUCCUAAGGGCCAAGGGAAAGCUUCAAAUGGUCCAACUGCCAAAGCCAACAAAGGUUCAAAGCAACAAACCGAUAUCGAUAUAAAUGUUGGGUUAUCUGAACGCCCACCAUGGUUCUGUAGUCUCUGUAAUACCAGUGCUACUAGUAAGCAGGCCCUGCUUCUCCAUGCUGAAGGAAAGAAGCACAGGGCAAAAGCCCGAGCUUUCCAUGCUUCGAAACAACCGCCUAAGCAGACAGAAGAAUCCAAUCAAGAUACAAAACUUCCAACUGGAGACACCCAAAAAGAUGAACUGCUUGACAAUGAACAUUCAAAGGAACCGAAAUUGCAAGAUCUACCUAAAGCUGAUACUGAGCAUUACAAUUCAGAAGCAGAUAAAGGAACUUCACCAUCAAAGAAAAAGAGAAAACUUGAUGCAUCUGUGAACGAUAGUUCAAAGAAAAAGACCAAGGAUGAUAUUUCAGGUGACUUAGGCAAUGGGGAAGUAAUUCAUGGCGAAGCAAAGGAAACAAAGAGUCAGUUGAAGAACGAUAAGAUGGCAGAACCUAGAUCAAACAAAGAACAAACCAAGAAGAAAAUAAAGUGGAAGAAGUUGAUCACGUCAGCCUUGAAGUCUAAUCCUGACGGAGUCCUGAAGAUGAGGAGGCUCAGAAAACUUGUUCUCAAGGCUCUACAGGAAUCUGGCAUAACAGAAGAUGAAACCAAACUCAAUGAUACUCUUGAGGACAAGAUCAAUUCAAGCUCCAGAUUCACCAUAGAGAACAAGUUCGUCCGUCUGGUGGGCAAAGCUUGAAACACAUUUUUGAGUUGCAUAGAAAGGAAUUCCUAGCAUCUUUCGGUGUAAUUUCUCCAAUGCAGCCUUUGCAGGCAUUUGCCUAUAUUACAUGUAAUCAAAGACUUAAGCUGGGCUGGUCCUUUAGCUCCUGGCUUCCAUUUCUUGGUCUUGGUUGAGUUUUUGCUGUUAUUUAUAUUUCUUUGUCAUUUAUUCUGCUAGAAAAGUUUACAGAAGAAAUAUUUUGAUCUU
Molecule: messenger RNA, 1304 nt
Organism: Corylus avellana
Lineage: Eukaryota; Viridiplantae; Streptophyta; Magnoliopsida; Fagales; Betulaceae
Product: zinc ion binding protein
Biological process (GO): negative regulation of transcription by RNA polymerase II; rRNA processing
Cellular component (GO): nucleolus
Molecular function (GO): zinc ion binding; DNA binding
Source: RefSeq, a predicted model, not a curated record